AUGAUAACUUAUGCGGAGUCGACUGGCUUCGGCGACUGUGGCUCACUGGGCGGCGAGUCAUACGCUGGCUCUAAGGACUCUGUGGACACUGGCGGAGGCGACUGUGGCUCUCCGGGCACACUCGUCUCGCCCGCCCUCAACAUGCUGCCGCCACCGAUUGCGGCGGACUACGACUUGGAGCGGCAGCAGCGGCUAAACACGCUCGACCCAGACGAGACGGACGAGGAGGAGCUCGCCAAGAUUGAGACGCUGCGUCAGCACGUGUACGGUGCGCUGGGCAUCACCUCAGCAGACGAGGUGCCCGAGGACCUAUUCCCGCUCUUUGGCAAGUCCAGCCUCGUGCGCUUUGGGCGCGCCAAGCGGUGGAAAUACAAGCGGGCGACCAAGAUGUUUGUCGAGAUGCUGUGCUGGUACCGCUCCUAUGACCUGCCGCGACAGAUGCGGCAGUGGGAAAACGUCGACAGCGAGAGCCACGUCGGGCGGGUCUUCCAAAAGUACAUGCCGAUAGGCACCUUCGGGACGGACAAGCGCGGCGCCCCCGUCUUCUACUCCCUCCCGGAUGUGCGCGAGAUCGGCUUCGAGGCCUACGAGCGCGGCUCGCUCUACCUUAUUCACAAGACGGUGCGGAGCAUCGAGGACGUGUCCCUCGAGCGGGGCAGGCACCUCCUGCACGCGAACGUCGUCUUCGACAUGCAGGACGUCUCCUGGGUGAGGCUCAUCGCGAACCUCAAGCCCUUCGCCAGGCACGUCAAGACGCAGGACGACAACAUGCCAGAGCGGCUGUACACCUGCCUCGUCAUCCGGGCGCCGUUGGUCUUCACGGCCGCGUGGAAGCUCCUCAAGCCACUCCUGGCGACGGAGACCGUGGACAAGGUGUCCAUCCUGGGUCGGCGGGCUGGCCCCACGGCUUUGGGGGGACCAUCCCCGUGGGCGCCGGGAUGGAGCUGA
Messenger RNA from Emiliania huxleyi CCMP1516, 948 nucleotides. RefSeq lists its product as hypothetical. NCBI's taxonomy places the organism in Eukaryota, Haptophyta, Isochrysidales, Noelaerhabdaceae. The record is from RefSeq and is a predicted model, not a curated record. The transcript has 4 exons. Bases 1 to 948 code for a protein of 315 amino acids.